GGGGCAGCCAUAACUAGCCAGGCCCCUAGUACCAGCACUUGGCAGCGCGUCCCUGGGCUGGGAAGCUGCAUUUAGGGAGGUGCAGAGAACAGGGUUGGGUGCUCCUGCUCUUGGUUUCCUCAACCUCUGCCCACGACCCCCAGGCUGGUGCCCCCCUCCCGAGACCCUCGGGGGAGCAGACACCUGCAGGACAUCGCGCCAGUCCUCCCGGGCUCCCCGCCUCUCUCUCAAGAGGCCCAGUGCUUUCUCGGGGCGCUGUACCUGCUCACCCACGAUACUAGAGUCCACUGUCAUCCCUUUCCAUCCUUUCGUCUCUGCCUUUCCACCUAUCCUCCCCCUCCCAGCCCACCCCCACUGCUGAGUCCAGGGCUCACCUUCCACUCAUACCUCUCACACUUGUGUUCCUGUGCCGGGCUCUGACUCUGGGGCGCCCAGUGGAGGUCUCCUUUAGCCUGCGGAGGUGCUGGGGCAGCCGGGGCUGGGCCUCAUGUCCAGGGCACUCUCUCUCCCAUUGCUAGUCUUUUCCAACCCACCUGCCUGGGUGCUGUUCCUCUCCCCUAAACAGGAGAUGAUUUAAACGCCUUUGGAAGAAGGGAGGCCACGUGUGGGAGAGACAGGGUGUAACUGCAGAGGUGAGGCCUGAAGGGAGGAGUUUCUGCCCCAACAGGUGAAUUUAAAGGCCAGACCUAAGUCCUGGAAGGCUCCAGUGGACGCCAGGGAUCUGAAGGGCAAAGGCAAGGGCUGCUGGAGCCUGCAUCAUGUCGAGUCCGCAGAAGAGGAAGGCUCUGCCCUGGGCACUGUCACUGCUUCUCAUGGGCUUCCAGCUCCUGGUGACUUAUGCCUGGUGUUCUGAAGAGGAAAUGGGUGGUAAUAAUAAAAUAGUCCAGGAUCCUACGUUCCUCGCCACAGUGGAGUUUGCCUUGAACACUUUCAACGUGCAGAGCAAGGAGGAGCAUGCCUACAGGCUGUUGCGCGUCCUGAGUUCAUGGAGGGAGGAUAGCAUGGACAGAAAGUGGCGAGGUAAGAUGGUGUUCUCCAUGAAUCUGCAACUGCGCCAAACCGUAUGUAGGAAAUUUGAAGAUGACAUUGAAAACUGCCCUUUUCAAGAAAGCCUGGAGCUGAACAAUGUAAGACAGGGUAUCAGCUUUCCUCAGGUCCACAGCUGUGGAUGCUGCAUGGGGUGUGGUGUGGGCACAGGAGCAGCUGACAAAGCCAUUCCGAGGGACAAAGGGAAGUGAGCCCACAGCAGGCUGUACCAGGCUGCCCUCCUUGUGCCUUAGUGGGAAGCCCAGUGAGGCAUUAAGCCCAGGGGUUCACUUUCAGGCCCCUGGCCAAUCUGAGUUUCCUGAUUCUGCCCUCUGACACCAUUACAGCUGCCUGCACCUGGGCCACAUGGCCUUCAGAACCUUCUCUCUGGUCUUCCUCCCCACUUCUUCCCUGCCUUCUAGAGAAAGAGCCUGGAGACAAUGGUGACAAUGUCUGUGGGUACUUUUCUCAGGGUUUCCCUACCCGGCCCUAGACCCAAAAGUGGUGGAGGCUGAGAAGAAGCCCCACUGCCCUCGCUCCUAGGCCCCGUUGAGCUGCAGCACCUGCUCUAGGGGACGAGCUCCAAGCAAAGCCUGGCUCUGGGAAAAUUUCCCAUUCUUAGUCAACCCCCUUAUUGUAAGAUUAACAAAUAGGUAACUAAUUGCCUACGUCUGGGAACUGCUUCCACUGGGACAAAACAUUCUCCUGCUGCUCUUGGAUGCAGGGAUCACACCAGGACAGCCUGGGGUUCCCCUGAGGGGCACGGGCUGGAGGAGGAGGCAUGGCACAAGUGACCCUGGCUAAGGAGGGAGGGAGCCUCAAAUCACGUUGUAGUUCAGGAUUGGCCUCAGGCUCAGGCUAGACCUGAAGGCCAGAGCCACAUGGCUCAAUUGCUGGCCCCAGGAAUGGGCAAGGUGGAGAUGGAACCUGUGUUGAGGGCAGAUGCCACAAGAUUCCCGAACCUCCCCAAAUCCCGCCCUACUGUCUCUUCCUGUUUGUUCCCUCAGACCUUCAGCUGCUUCUUCACUGUUGAAACCAUGCCCUGGAAGACAUAUUUUGAACUCCUGAACAAGACCUGCUCAGAGGGGCUCUCCUGAGUGGAAGCCACUCACAUGCCUGGUCACAUGCUGCCCCCUCCCCCGUGGACACCAGCUGUUCCCAGGAGUUGACAUAUCAGUGGCUGAGCAGCUCCAUGCAUAUUUGUUCUCUUACUUUGCAAGUGUCUGAGGUUUUAUGACUUGGCAUUUUAGAAAAUCCUCAUUGUCCAGGUUCCUCAUGUAGAAUAGGUCAUUAAACAUCAGCAUUUGCAGAA
This is a messenger RNA of Gorilla gorilla gorilla (western lowland gorilla), 2338 nucleotides long. Its product is annotated as cystatin-9. The transcript is spliced from 2 exons. NCBI's taxonomy places the organism in Eukaryota, Metazoa, Chordata, Mammalia, Primates, Hominidae. The coding region runs from base 759 to 1238 and encodes 159 amino acids. Gene Ontology annotation, biological process: antimicrobial humoral response. The record is from RefSeq and is a predicted model, not a curated record.